AUGCCACGACAUAUGAACAGGCGCAAGCGCCGCGGCGUGAGCACGCGCUGCGUGUCGGCGCUCGCGCUGGCCCUCGUGCUGGCCUGGGUUUUUAUGAUCACCCACUUGCUCAGCCAGGAGCCGACGCCGGCGCCGACGCCGGAGAAGCCGCACACGCACACGGGCAGGAAGAACCACACCAAGAAACAUCAUAGAAGACACAAGAAGAAGAAGCGGACGCCCGCGCCCACCGCCUCACCAACAAAUGAACUCAAGGCCGCACAUUGCUGGCCCUUCAAUCGCCAGGGACGAUACGUCAAAAAUACAAUACAAAAACCUGUCAACAAGUGGCGGAGAUUCAGAGUAGGACCGCGCAAGGACCUGGAGAACUUUGUGGCUCCAAUGCUAAAAAAGUUGGGACUGCUCCAGACGAAGUACAUGGACUGGAACGUCUAUGUGGGCCUGCAGUUCAAGCCCGACUACGAAAAGAACUAUUUAGUGGCUCCCGAAGGUGCCUUGAUAACAUCAAUACCGGGCCUCAAAGAAGUUUUUGGGGAUAAGGAGGCCUUCGCGAGAUUAUGGUCCAACUGUGCUCAACAGGUAGCUUCCCUACCUAUAACUGAUGGCGAGAAACAAAAAAUUUGCAGUUUCACGAGGCCCGCUAUCAAUGCGGUGCACAAGAUGACCGAUGUAGGACCGCAACUAGCGGUGGAAGGCGGCGCCCAGGCGUUUUUUGAUAUCGUGGACACGCCGUCGGCGUGGAUCGUGAAACCUCAGAGAAGGUAUUUAUCUCUAGGCAUGCACCUCGCUGUCCUACGGGAGAGUGAUGCUGCAUCACUAGAUACCCUAGCUUCGUGGCUGUCCAAGGAGGUGCCCGUCGAAGAAAAGCUACCACAUUACCGCACGAAGCAACCGGGCGAGUUCACGCUCCAGCAAUACGUAGCAAGGCCCGCUCGCUUGGAUAAGCGGAAGUUCGAUUUGCGAGUUUGGGUCCUCAUCACGUCGCUGGAACCUUUAACAGUCUUCAUGCUCGACGUGGCCUUCCCCAAAAUAAGCGUAGUGGACUAUACGGCGUGGGACUUUCCCGCCAAUGCCUCAACAGUAAACGAGAAGUGCAUGCACGUCCAAUUAAUGGCGGCAGAAGUUUGUGUGAAGAAGAUCAACGCUCGACAUAUGUACCCCUACCAGUACCCGGGCGUGACGCGGCCCGACGUCCACGGCAAGGUUGGGGGCAGGAGCUUCUUCGAGAAUUUGAGGCUUGACGACAAUGAUCUGUUAGGAGGCGAGGAAGCUUGGCGCGAGUGGCAGGAACGCUUGUGGCCUGAGUUAGAAGCGUUGAUCAUGCGGCCUCUACUACUCGCAAAGCCCGCUCUACAUAAGCACGAAGCUCGUAUUUAUGGCGAGUUCGACGGGGACCUCUCGAGGAAGUACCACCGGGUGGCUCUCGUCUCGCCGGACGUCAUCUACGACGCCGACGCAAAAACGUGGACGCUCGAGGAGAUCAACACGAAUGGGCUGUUCCAAUUGGGUGUCGACGACGGCGGUUCCUCGUUUCACGUCGACGAGGGCUACACGGAGGCCUGGCUCCAGAUGAGUGGGGUGGACGAGUUUCCCAACUCUCACAAGUACCAAAAGAUCCUGGAGGAGCGGUUAAAUGACUUCUGUGAGAGCGAAGGAUGUACUGAGUGGGAGAAAUCCGUGUUAAUGCGAUCGGCGCAUGCGACCGCUCAUGUGAAUAGCGGAUGGUACCGGGUCUGGCCGCCCUACGAUUGUGGUCAGGAGUGCGGGCCUAGAUCAACCUUAGAGAAGGACGCGGGGCUGCGGGCGUUACACGAGAGGACCGCGUCGCCACUCGCAAAGAAGCACUGGACGUUCCUGCGGAAACUAGAUAGGACGGCCGGGCUGCUGGGGGGCGACGGGGAGUACCCUAACUAUGUUGUUUAA
Molecule: messenger RNA, 1923 nt
Organism: Pelagomonas calceolata
Lineage: Eukaryota; Pelagophyceae; Pelagomonadales; Pelagomonadaceae
Source: the annotation of a GenBank genome assembly